Messenger RNA from Mesorhabditis spiculigera, 1293 nucleotides. Lineage: Eukaryota; Metazoa; Nematoda; Chromadorea; Rhabditida; Rhabditidae. The record is from the annotation of a GenBank genome assembly.
AUGUCAAAAUUUCAGGAGCUACCAUUCGAAUCUGACUGCACCACGGUACGAAGGAGAAUUAUUGGCGAUCAGCCGGCCCCGAAAAUCAAUUAUUCAAUCGCAUAUGCGACAAAUGUGUAUACGGACUACGAAUCCCUGGCCAUUCAACUGUCUGCCACCUACAGCCCGGAAAAUCACUACUGCUAUCAUGUGGACUCAAAGGCCACUCCAAAAUUUAAGAAACAAAUUCUAAAGCUGCAGCAGUGUUUUCCGAAUAUUUAUGUCACAAAAGCCCAAUACGACGUGACGAGUCAGGGUAGAAAUAACAACAUUGCGCACCUGCGAUGUAUGCGAAUUUUACUAACCAAGAAGCGGUGGGAAUAUUUGAUUACGCUACAGGCCCAUGACGUCGUUGUCCAUACGAACUUGGAGCUGUCGAAAAUGCUGAAGCUCCUAGACGGCACAAACGACUUCAACAUUGGGUCGGUGCUCUGGAAUCGGAUACCCAAGACUGCAACGUUUUUCAUUAGAAACCUGAAUUUGUGGACGAAAGAUACCCGGCUAUCCGAUCUUCAGCGACAACGUGCGAAGCUCGAACUUGCUAGGGGCCUGGAGGAAGCAACGUUCAUGCGAUCUGCCGUCCGAUGGAUGGUCAAGGAAGUCAAUAUCACUACCCUGAUGCAUACGUUUAAUGGCGGAUCCCACUCUGUCGACGAGCAGCUUUUCGCCUCCCUGGCCGUCUCCGAGAAGCUCCAGAUGCCAGGAGGGUACCACAGCGCUUGCCUAAAGAAUCGCGAUCCGAACAAAUUUUUUACGCACACUCGAUGGGUCUGGGAAGGUCAUCCGAAUUGUCAUAGACGACAUGAUGUCUGUUUAUAUGGGAUUGAAGAUUUGUAUCAAGCAAGAAAAACUGCACGCCGCUAUAUUGCACUCAAUAAAUUUAUGGGCUCCUGGGAUUUUGCGGCUACCGUAUGCAUGGCCGAGAGUCUGUAUAAUCGAACGCAUUUUGGGGAAGAAGCAUUUGAUGCUAAAUAUAUUGCUAACCACUCUGGGCGCAGCACUUGGGUUCAUAGCAGAUGGCUCGUCGAAAUUCAAGUUUUCAACCAAAGAACUGUCAAUGGGACGAUAUCCUCAGCCAAGUUCGUAAGCAGUUUCGCGAACAGUUUCAAAGAAACCGAUCACAAAACGCUACAUAUUGAGGAAAAUGGAAGGAAACACUGCGACUACAACCUAUCCCAAGUUAUAGCCAGAAGAAAAAAGGAAAGAAACAUUCCGAACCUUACAUGUCACCCGUCGGCAGAAGAAAAAAAAUUU